This is a messenger RNA of Frankliniella occidentalis (western flower thrips), 621 nucleotides long. Its product is annotated as cholinesterase 1-like. The coding region runs from base 16 to 621 and encodes 201 amino acids. Lineage: Eukaryota; Metazoa; Arthropoda; Insecta; Thysanoptera; Thripidae. The record is from RefSeq and is a predicted model, not a curated record. The transcript is spliced from 2 exons.
AAAUUUGUUGGGGAAAUGUAUCGUCUGCUGAAAGGAGAAUCCUGCUCUGUGCUCGCGCAGGUGGACAGCGCCGCCAAGCUGCCCGUGCUCGUGUUCGUCCACGGCGGCAGCUUCCUCACGGGCUCGGCCGGGGAGAAGAACCCGCAGGCCCUGCUGGACCACGACAUGGUGCUGGUGUCGCCUCAGUACCGCCUGGGGCCGCUGGGGUUCCUGAACCUGCAGACCGACGGCAUCCCGGGUAACGCCGGCCUCCUGGACCUGGUGGAGGCGCUGCGCUGGGUGCGGGACAACAUCGAGCACUUCGGCGGCGACCCGGCCCGGGUGACCCUGGGCGGGCACAGCGCGGGCGCGGCGGCCGCCAGCCUGCUGUACCUCAGCCCGCUCACCAAGGGCCUGAUCCAGGCCGCGAUGCCCAUGUCGGGGUCGGCGCUGUCCUUCUGGGCGUACGACCGCGCGCCGGAGCAGGCCGGCGCCGCCAUCACCAGGGCCGCCCUGUGCGGCGGCGACGAGGUGCCCCUCGAGCAGCGCGUCCAGUGCCUCAAGAAGCUGCCCGUCAAACGAAUCAUCACCUCCUUCCUCUUCUACAUUGUGAGUAGAAACAGCAGAGUUGCGACAUUUUAG